AUGCAACCAAAUAUUUAUCCAUUUUAUUUUUUAGCCCCUGGGCUUAUACGUUCACACAGAGCUCAGUAUAAUGAAAUUAAACGGACAGAUAUGGCAAGUCAGCAAAAAGUUGAGUCAGAUACGUCAGUGAUACCUUAUACCGAUUCUGAUGACUCAAUAUCAGAUUCGUUAAGAGAGAAAUAUAAAGGGUAUAGGCGUAAAAAAGGCCUGGAAAGUACCAAAGUUAGUUCUUCGAAAGGUGCCGAACCUAGCAGUAACAUUACCAGAAAAAACAGAAAAAAGUUAAGGAAAAGUCAGCGGGUUUCUGAUAGCGAAGAUUCAGAUGAUGAAGUCAAACAAGGGGAUUUAAGAAAAAAUUGUCAGAUUUCUGAUAACGAAGAUGCAGAUAAUAAAAUUAGACGAAAGGAUUCAAGAAAAAAUUGGUGGGUUGAAGAUGCGAAUAAUAAAGUUAAACGAAAGGACUCCAGAAAAAAUCAGCAGAUUUCCGAUAGCGAAGAUGUAGAUGAUGAUGUCAAACAAGGGGAUUCAAGAAAAAAUUGUCAGAUUUCCGAUAACGAAGAUGCAGAUAAUAAAGUUAGACGAAAGGAUUCAAGAAAAAAUCGGUGGGUUGAAGAUGCGGAUAAUAAAGUUAAACGAAAGGACUCAAGAAAAAAUCAGCGAAUUUCUGAUAGCGAAGACAUGAUAAUGAUAACAAGCCGAAAAAGAUCAAAAAAUCGACAACUGAAUUCCGAUGAGGGUAAACGAAAAAGGGCAGAAGAAAAUAGUAGUUUUGAAACUGAAGAAGAAAGUAUUGAAAAAGAAAGUCGCCGACAUUCCAAUAGACCGUUGAUUAAUGCUGAAUCCGUUGGAUUCAAGCGGUACAAUAAUUUGAACGAAAUGGAAAAGGAUUUGAAAGAAGCUUUACGUUUAAAUAAAUUCUACAGUUAUUAUUGUUUAUUUUUAAUGCCGGAUGAAAGCCAAUUAGACAGAAGUAAAACGUUCGAAUCUCAAAAGAAGAUAGUAAUUGAAAGAAUAAUUCCAACGAUCAAACAACUCUUAGAUCCUAAUAUUUACCCGAUAAGCGAGAAUGUUAUAUAUCAAAUUAUAAAGAGGAGACAUCAAAGCCAACGGAAUACAUACAGAAUAAACAACAAGGAUGAAGAAGAGAAAAAAAAAGAAUUAAAAAGAAAACAUAGAAAUACACGUCGAUCAGAGGCGAAAGAGGACGAAAGUGAUAAACAACCUAAAAAAGAUCCAGAAGAGUCGGAUGAAGAUAAUAAUAUUAUCGUGAAAGACCUUACCUGGCGUUCGGACACUGAUGCAAAAGAAGUAAAACGAGUUCGAACAUAUGGUGACCAUAUAGCAGACGAACGAAAACCCGUUGAGGCACCAAAAUGGACACUUAAGGGAUAUAAUGGUGAACUUAAAAGGGCUGUGUCAAUUGCUUGUGACGAAUAA
Molecule: messenger RNA, 1437 nt
Organism: Rhizophagus irregularis DAOM 181602=DAOM 197198
Lineage: Eukaryota; Fungi; Glomeromycota; Glomeromycetes; Glomerales; Glomeraceae
Source: RefSeq, a predicted model, not a curated record